Messenger RNA from Arachis duranensis, 1344 nucleotides. Its product is annotated as probable 6-phosphogluconolactonase 4, chloroplastic. The record is from RefSeq and is a predicted model, not a curated record. Gene Ontology annotation, molecular function: 6-phosphogluconolactonase activity. Gene Ontology annotation, biological process: carbohydrate metabolic process; pentose-phosphate shunt. The transcript is spliced from 3 exons. Lineage: Eukaryota; Viridiplantae; Streptophyta; Magnoliopsida; Fabales; Fabaceae. The coding region runs from base 82 to 1035 and encodes 317 amino acids.
AAGAGUUGGUCUUAGAAUCUGUCAGUAUCAACGACGGGUAACAACAACUGCUUUUUUUCCACGCGACAGUAUCUCAUCGAAAUGAUUCAAACCCCGUUUCGCUCUCUCACUAACCCAACCCAAGUUCUUCUUCCGCCUUCUUCUUCUUCUUCUUCUUCUUGCCCUUCUUCCCUCAGAUUCUCGUCGACCCUCUUCUCCUUCAGAGGGUUUUCUCUUUCUUCGGUUACUCCGAAACACAAAAGUCCGCUUUUGUCACCUUUGAAAUCGUCGAUGGCGGAGUCCCAGAAGAGCAAUGCGGUUGUCGAGGUCUUCGAAAAAGAGGAGCUUCCGGUGUCUCUGGCCAAAUACGUCGCUGAUGUCUCCAACAAGUUCACCACUGAAAGAGGCGCUUUCACCGUUUGCUUGUCCGGUGGCUCUCUCAUCAGUUAUCUCAGGAAAUUGCUGGAACCACCUUAUGUUGAUUCUCUUGAAUGGUCUAAGUGGCAUGUGUUUUGGGUGGAUGAGAGAGUAGUGCCCAAGACUCAUGAAGAUAGUAACUACAAACUUGCUUAUGAUGGAUUGCUAUCCAAGGUGCCCAUUCCUCCUGGCAAUGUUUAUGCAAUCAAUGAUGCCCUGUCAGCUGAGGGAGCGGCUGAGGAUUACGAGACAUGUCUCAGACAGUUGGUCAAGAACGGUGUGAUAGCUUCAUCAUCAGUCACCGGAUUCCCCAAAUUUGAUCUCAUGCUGCUUGGUAUGGGUCCAGAUGGCCAUGUAGCAUCUUUAUUCCCAGGGCAUCCUCUUUUGAAGGAGAAUAAAAAAUGGGUUACCUUCAUCAAGGACUCCCCAAAACCGCCCCCGGAGCGUAUAACUUUCACUUUUCCAGUGAUCAAUUCCUCUGCUUACACUGCACUUGUGGUGACCGGUGCUGGAAAAUCGGACGCAGUUCACUCUGCGCUGCGCGGAUCUCAAAAUUCUCCUAAGCUUCCUGCUGCAAUGGUUUCACCUGAAGGAGAGUUGAAAUGGUUCUUAGACAAGGGUGCAGCCUCAAAGCUGUAGAUCCUGCAGUGUUGAUCAUGUAUUGUUCUUGUGUAUUUUGCCUUUGAAGUUGAUCAAUGUUUUCACAUUAACUUAAACGGAAUAAGACUUUUUUCUCUCUUAAUAAUGAGGAGACAUAGAAGGAGAUAAAAGAAAACCUUGCAGCUCUUCCAAAUGAUGUGAAGCCAAUAAGAAUGGUGGCCGCCAACCUUGAUGGCUGCUCAUAACUUUGUAUUUUGACCAAAGAAGAGAGCUUCCUGUUACUUGCAUCGUUUGAGGAGUACUGCAGAAUGGUAAUGUGAAAAUUUAGUAAAAGUAAUCUUUUCCAAA